Molecule: messenger RNA, 1320 nt
Organism: Laccaria bicolor S238N-H82
Lineage: Eukaryota; Fungi; Basidiomycota; Agaricomycetes; Agaricales; Hydnangiaceae
Exons: 4
Coding region: 1-1320 (439 amino acids)
Source: RefSeq, a predicted model, not a curated record
AUGACCAAUUGCAUCAACACAGCCAUUCCCCUCAAUGACAAGUUUGCGGUGAUGGCAGUGAGUAACACCAGACGAAGCCGUUUGCUGGCAUUCACCGUCGUCGCUUCCGUUCUCGUUCUCGUUUGCUUCGUUUGGGGUCCAACGCCACCUGAACUACCGAUUCUUAACCAUGAUACCCACAGCGGCAGAAUACCAAGUAACGACAUCGAAAACGCCAACACCGCGCCAAAGAAAAUACCUACACCCACUUCAUCAUGGUGCGAAGGUGAUGAGUGCUCAAGAGGCUCCUGGAAACCUCGGAGCCCUCAAUUCACGUCUUUGGCUGACUUUCAAACGGCAUAUGCAAACCGUCAGGAUGGAACGUGGUCGCGAUGUCCUAGUCUGGCCCCUCCUGAUGUCAUUAGGACGGAGGAAGAACAACAGCGUGCGGAAGAGAAACGGAUCGUUGAUUUGAACAAUUGGGUUUGGAACCCAAGUUCUGGCAAGAUGAAGCAAUGGGACCCAGAAGCGUUUCUCGUUCGGUGUUUGAGGAGCCCCGGGGGCGUCAUUCUCAUCGGAGACUCGAUAACCCAACAGCAUUUUCAUAUCCUCGGUUAUUCAAUGAGGAUGGCUGAUAUUCAAUUCGACGUUGACCCACCCUAUCUGGCACUGUAUAAUCACAAAAAUGUGCACCAGCACGUUCUCAGACCAGGCGCGCCGAGCACGAAACGUAUUUUGGAACGAGCUGGGGUCCCAGAGUCGCGUCUCAGACGUCCGGUCAUAACCAUGCUCGAAGACCACAUGCUUAUUGGCGAAGCGGAUAUUCGCACGAUAACAGAACGGUUGGGUGCACCCAAAGUGUAUACCUGGUAUCACGACUUUCAACGCGUCGAAGAUUGGGAGACAUUCGUCAAGAAUUCAUCGACUCCCAGACGAGGAGAGGAAGAGACUGUGACCGAAGAUACAGUGCUCGUCAUGAACGCUGGUGCUCAUGCAAGACAUCCCAACUGUGGCGACCACACUGAGCCAUAUAUCAACGCCGCAGACGCUGAAGCGGCCGAACAGGAUGUUGUAGAGCGCCUCAUUGAGCCUUUUGAAAACGAGGACGAAAGAGUAGGCCGGAAGCAGUGGGACUGGGAUUUGUUCCAGGUCCAUAACCACGUUUGGAGACGAACCACUGCCCGACUCCAAAGAGAGAGGGAGGCCAUUCUGAAAGGGUCAGGGGUCAAUCCGUAUAAGCGCACUGGGGCUCAGUGGUUUUACAUGGAUCUUUGGGAUCAGAUGUUGCAAAGACCUGACGGGCAUCAAACACCGAAUCAAGACUGUCUUCAUUAUGUAUAG